CAAGGGGACGAAACUCGCAGCUCCGGAUUGGCGAACUCUGGCCCGCUCCCCUCCUCGCCAGGCCGUUCCUCGAGUUCCGAGCCUCCGUUACCUAAACGCCCGGCACUGCCCACCCUUCUCCGGUCUCCACGACAACCCCCACCAAGUCUCCUCCUCCUCGUGGCCAACGCCUCGCCCUUCGACAGUUUGCUCAUGCCCGAGAUCCAUCGCGGGCCAAUGGGAAACCGUCAUCCCCGCGAUGCUUCCUGGGAAAUGUAGUCCGCAGUCUGGCGACCACAAACAAGGCCGAGCGGCGCGAAACCGAUUGCACUGGCGACGGCCAAUGGGAAGCCGCCCUUGCCGCAAUGCUUCCUGGGAAAUGUAGUAACCCAAAGUCUACCACCCGGCAGUGAGGCCCAGUGGCGCUGAGAGCCGUUUGCGCUAGCUAGGACCAAUAGGCUGGUGGCAGCGCUUUCUUCUUGGGAAGUGUGGUUUUUGUAUUUGGCGGAACCAUUUGGGGGCGGGCGCAUAUCGGAGACCGUCCGCACCCCGAUGUUUCCAAAGAAACGGAGUCCCUCGUCUGGCAACAGGUUAUGACCCCGAGCAUCGGUGGGAGACCACGCCCUUUGUGCCGGCGCAGACCAAUGGGAAGCCGUCCGGGCCGCGAUGCUUCCUGGGAAAUAUAGUUCUAGGUGCCACUGACUGACACACCAGCCCCCAUGGAGAUCCCAUCCCCCCAACAGGUCCUGGCGCCCCAGCAUGUGAAGCAGGAGGACCCAGCCACCACUGAGGGCCUGGCCCUGGACUCCCCAUGGCGCCGCUUCCGCCACUUCCACUUGGGUGAUGCACCUGGUCCCCGGGAGGCACUGGGCCUGCUUCGUGCCUUGUGCCGUGACUGGUUGCGCCCGGAGGUACACACCAAGGAGCAGAUGCUGGAGCUGCUGGUGCUGGAGCAAUUCCUGAGCGCCCUGCCCAUUGCGGUCCAGGCCUGGGUGCGCAGCCAGCGGCCCCGGAGCGGAGAGGAGGCCGUGGCCCUGCUAGAGGAGCUGUGGGAGACACAGCACCAGGGCCUGAGGUGCCGGGGACAGGGGAUGCCCAGGCCACCCAGCCAUGCAAGCAGGAGCCCGUCAGCUCUCCGUUGGUCCCGCUGGCGCCCGGCUACCUGGCGGCCCCAGGCUCCUCGUCCUGCCCUGAGUGUGGCAAGACGGGCACAAAGCCCGCGCAUCUGCAGCGCCACCGGCAGAGCCAUUCUGCUGAGAAGCCACAUGCGUGUCCUGAGUGUGGCAAGGCCUUUCGUCGCAAGGAGCAUCUCCGGCGCCACCGUGGCACGCACCCUGGUGGCCCAGGCCCGGCGCUGCGUCCACUGCCCGCACGUGAGCGCCCGCAUGCCUGCUGUGAGUGCGGCAAGACCUUCUAUUGGCGCGAGCACCUGGUGCGCCACCGCAAGACACACUCGGGUGCACGGCCUUUCGCCUGCUGGCAGUGUGGCAAGGGCUUUGGGCGCCGCGAGCAUGUGCUGCGCCACCAGCGGAUCCAUGGGCGGGCGGUCAACACCUCAACGGGUGCCUCCGGCCCUGACACCGGGGGACCUUUCCCUGCCUGGCCCCUGGGCUAGUGGGCCACCACACCAGUCUCGUUCCAGUGCUGCCCGCGGGCCAUUGUCCAUGGCUGUAGUUUCCUCCAGGUCUUUCUCUCCCUGUUUUCUCCCCCAGCUUCUCUCCCGUCUGAACCUCUUGAUGCUCUGUUCUCUGUUCUUCGCCAUAGCUCUCCCAUUUCCUCCCUUCCCGAUUCCUGCCUCUUUCUCUCCAUAGCCCAGCCUCCCUUUCCCUUAUUCUCCCCUCUCUCCCUUAUGCUGAUCCACCCGAUGAUGUUGGAGCAGAUGAAGCCCCGGAGACCCUCAGGGGCCAGGUAUGCCAGAGGCCUCGAAGAGGAGCUCAAUAAGGAGCCAUGGGCUGGGCACCCUUGACCAAAAGGAGGCCAAAGAGAAGGGUUAGCUCUUGUUGCUUGGAGCCCCCUCUCUCCAGGACAGAGUUGGAGAUAGAAGAGGGUAGGGGGUGAUGACCUGACCAGAUGCAUGCGGAGCUUGCCUGGGGGGGAACCCUCUGUCUCCCCUUUGCAACCCAACAAGGCAUGGGGUGGACACACAUGCCUGCUGGGGAAGCGAGUUGGAGAUCAUUGUCACCAGCAUCAGCAGAGUAAUAAAGCCACUGACCCAGUU
This is a messenger RNA of Loxodonta africana (African savanna elephant), 2197 nucleotides long. RefSeq names its product zinc finger protein 444 (gene ZNF444). The record is from RefSeq and is a predicted model, not a curated record. The coding region runs from base 699 to 1790 and encodes 363 amino acids. Lineage: Eukaryota; Metazoa; Chordata; Mammalia; Proboscidea; Elephantidae. The transcript is spliced from 3 exons.